Eupeodes corollae is the source of this 1166-nucleotide messenger RNA. It is a transcript of the gene Yip1d1, whose product is annotated as protein YIPF5. NCBI's taxonomy places the organism in Eukaryota, Metazoa, Arthropoda, Insecta, Diptera, Syrphidae. Bases 213 to 1007 code for a protein of 264 amino acids. Gene Ontology annotation, cellular component: trans-Golgi network; membrane. The record is from RefSeq and is a predicted model, not a curated record. Gene Ontology annotation, biological process: vesicle fusion with Golgi apparatus; endoplasmic reticulum to Golgi vesicle-mediated transport. The transcript has 7 exons.
CAACAUCUGUCACUACAUGACGUGGACUACCGGGAGUGUUGUCAAAAUAAAUUUGUUUUGCUGUUGUGUAAAUUCACAUUUCACUAUAUAAUUUUUUAAUUUUCGAUUGAAAAAAUAUUUAAAAACCUGUGUACAAUCGAAAACUGUGAACUACUUAGACCAAAACCAGAUUUCCAAACAACUUAAAACUAUUUCAAGAUAAAACAUAAACCAUGGCAUCACCUUAUGGAGCACCACAAAACGACUAUCAAUGGGGAGGUGGUGGUGGUGGUCAGCCUGAACAAACCUACAAUUUCGAAGUUCCCGAGUUUGGUCAAGAAUUAAACUUCCAAACAUUCGAAAAUUCACAAUCAUCAGUGCCACCAAAUUACAGUGCAAAUUAUUCAGAUGUUGGCAGUGGAGUUGGGAGUUUCUAUGAUCCCAAUGCAUACGUGGAUAAUUCUUAUGGACAGGAGAAAGCCUUCAAACCACAAGGUGGCUCAGAUUUCGAUGAUGAACCACCACUCCUAGAAGAACUCGGAAUCAAUCCAAAUCACAUAUUUCAAAAGACUUUAGCCGUGCUUAAUCCCCUACGUGGAGCAGAUCAAAGUAUUCUUCAGGACACAGACAUGGCUGGACCGUUGGCAUUCUGUCUAGCGCUUGGAGGAUUUCUUUUAUUGAGUGGCAAAGUUACAUUCUCGUACAUCUACAGUAUCGGAGUGAUAGGUUGCAUUGCCUUUUACUGCCUCCUUUCGGUGAUGGCUACCCAGGCUCAGGUCACAUUUGGAGCUGUUAUAUCGGUCCUAGGCUAUUGCCUGCUUCCAAUGGUUGUAUUGUCCGGUAUUAACGUUUUAAUCACCAUUCAGGGUCCUUUGGGUUUAAUCGUAGCUGGAAUCAGCAUUCUCUGGUGUGCAGCAUCCGCAUCGAAACUCUUCGUGACUGCAUAUUCGAUGGACCAUCAACAAGUUUUGAUUGCUUAUCCUUGUGCCCUUCUUUAUGGUGUAUUUGCAUUGAUAACAAUAUUCUAAAGAAAAAAUAAAAAUAAAGAAACAAAGUAAACAUAGUAGAAGCAUGAACAAGGAACAAAGUGAUGGAGAAAUGAAGAGAGACAUGAAUAUCGAUACCGCAAUCAGUGGCUAAUGAGAGCUUGAAUUGAAAAUGAAAUUUAAGUUUCUUUUUAAUUUUAA